UUGUCCCGUUUUGUUGUUUUGGUUAAUUUUGGCUGGAAGAAUUUUGACUUGCGUUUUGAAACAUUUUUGUGUAUUUGGAAGAAUUGGAGAGAAAGAGAAAGAGAGAGGAGGCUCUGCGUGUGCGUGGAGAGCUUUGACCCUCUCGUCAAUUAAAAUCCAUGGAUCAGAAGCUUUGAAUCGAAUAAUACUAUAGGAAGCUUUGAUCCAUGGGGAAUUGUUGUGGGACCCCUGCACUAACAGCUGCUGGGAAGAAAAAAGGAGGGAAGAACAAACAAAAUCCAUUCUCAAUCGAUUAUGCUGUAAAUAAUAAUCAUGGAUCUGGUGGAAAUAAAAAAUUAUGUGUUUUGAAAGAACCAACUGGUCGUGACAUUGGGAUUACAUAUGAAUUAGGUCGUGAACUUGGAAGAGGUGAAUUUGGGAUUACAUAUCUUUGCACUGAUAAAACAACUGCUGAUGUUUAUGCAUGCAAAUCAAUCUCAAAGAAGAAAUUAAGAACUGCUAUAGAUAUCGAAGAUGUUAGGAGGGAGGUUGAAAUUAUGAAACAUAUGCCACAACAUCCUAAUAUUGUUACCUUAAAAGAUACAUAUGAAGACGAUAAUGCUGUACAUCUUGUAAUGGAGCUAUGUGAAGGUGGUGAGUUAUUUGAUCGAAUCGUUGCCAGGGGUCAUUACACAGAACGAGCCGCUGCUGUAGUUACUCGUACAAUUGUCGAAGUUGUUCAGAUGUGUCACGAGCACGGAGUUAUGCAUAGAGACCUCAAACCGGAGAAUUUUUUAUUUGCAAACAAGAAGGAAACAGCACCACUGAAAGCCAUUGAUUUUGGUUUGUCCGUGUUUUUCAAACCUGGUGAGCGGUUUACUGAGAUAGUUGGAAGCCCUUACUACAUGGCGCCAGAGGUCCUAAAAAGGAAUUAUGGCCCAGAGGUUGAUGUCUGGAGUGCUGGAGUUAUCCUAUAUAUCCUACUUUGUGGUGUUCCUCCUUUUUGGGCUGAAACUGAACAAGGAGUUGCACAGGCGAUUAUCCGCUCGGUAAUAGAUUUCAAGAGAGAUCCUUGGCCCAAAGUUUCAGAUAAUGCGAAAGAUCUGGUUAAGAGGAUGCUUGAUCCUGAUCCGAGAAAACGUCUUUCAGCUCAAGAAGUACUAGAUCAUCCUUGGUUACAGAAUGCCCAUAAGGCUCCAAAUGUUUCGCUGGGUGAAACUGUGAAAUCAAGGCUCAAACAGUUCUCCAUGUUGAACAAAUUCAAAAAGAGAGCCCUAAGGGUGGUGGCUGAGCAUUUGUCUGUGGAGGAAGUAGCUGAUAUAAAAGAAGCAUUCGAUAUGAUGGACAUUAACAACAAUGGCAAGAUCACUCUUCUGGAGCUGAAAGCUGGUCUGCACAAAAUUGGACAUCAGAUUUCAGAUCUGGAUCUUCAGAUACUAAUGGAAGCUGCUGAUGUUGACGGAGAUGGAUGUCUCGAUUAUGGAGAGUUCGUUGCAGUUGCAGUCCAUUUCCGAAAGAUCGGCAAUGAUGAGCAUCUACACAAAGCGUUCUCAUUCUUUGAUCAAAAUAAGAGCGGGUACAUAGAGAUCGAAGAGCUACGGAUAGCUUUGGCUGAUGAGGUGGACCCUAACAAUGACGAAGUCAUCAAUGCUAUCAUUUGUGACGUGGACACAGACAAGGAUGGGAAAAUAAGUUAUGAGGAAUUUGCUGCAAUGAUGAAGGCUGGCACAGAUUGGAGGAAAGCAUCAAGACAGUACUCCAGAGAGCGCUUCAAUAAUCUGAGCAUGAAGUUGAUGAAGGAUGGUUCUUUGCAGUUUAACAACGAGGCUAGAUGAAACAAGAUAAAUCAAAGUACCAAUGUGAAAAUGAAAUACGAAAUAUAAUUGUUUGGUUCUCGAAAAUCUUCAUUUUUCUUUCAUUUGUUCCUCGUUUUGUUCUAUUCUGUCUUCUAGCCCCGGAAUGUCUCUUUUCUCCUAUUUCAGUAUCAAUCUAGGUGGCUGGGCAGUGACUGGAGCUUAGCCAUUGUAUAACCCCCCUGCUGUUGGCCGUUUCCAAGUGUGAAGCGAUAGGGGGACACACUACAGUAUGAUCAGAAUGUGUUUCCUGUUUUGAGAGUUUGCUGGAGGUUGAAAACAAAGAUAUCAGAGUAAAUAUUUUGGUUGUACAUAUCUUAAUUUGGUUCAAAUGGCAUAUCAUUGCUGUUGUUGGCUGAGAAUUUCCCACUGGGAGUGUUACGUGGUCUUACAGAUUUCCCCCGCUAUAUAAACAUUUUCUGUUUUCUUUUUCUUC
Molecule: messenger RNA, 2268 nt
Organism: Papaver somniferum (opium poppy)
Lineage: Eukaryota; Viridiplantae; Streptophyta; Magnoliopsida; Ranunculales; Papaveraceae
Product: calcium-dependent protein kinase 8-like
Exons: 9
Coding region: 207-1814 (535 amino acids)
Biological process (GO): peptidyl-serine phosphorylation; intracellular signal transduction; protein autophosphorylation
Cellular component (GO): cytoplasm; nucleus
Molecular function (GO): ATP binding; calmodulin binding; calcium/calmodulin-dependent protein kinase activity
Source: RefSeq, a predicted model, not a curated record